Messenger RNA from Dicentrarchus labrax (European seabass), 6594 nucleotides. It is a transcript of the gene ptpra, whose product is annotated as protein tyrosine phosphatase receptor type A. The record is from RefSeq and is a predicted model, not a curated record. Bases 406 to 2928 code for a protein of 840 amino acids. The transcript has 22 exons. Gene Ontology annotation, biological process: protein dephosphorylation. Gene Ontology annotation, molecular function: protein tyrosine phosphatase activity. Lineage: Eukaryota; Metazoa; Chordata; Actinopteri; Moronidae.
CACAACAUGGCGGACUAGAAUAGUCGGCCGACGCGCCCGGAUACAGCGGAUAAACCGUGGGAUUUAACACCCAGGAAGGCCAAGAAAGUACACUCUGAAAGGACGAUACGUUUGGGCGAAGAAAGGAUUUUUUUGGGGAGUGCCGUCCUUGCCUAGAUUUAGCAGAUAAACUGACCGCGAAGUGUUGGCUGUGUGUCCCAGAUCGUGCUUCCCUCCUCUGCUAUCACCCAGGUCCCCCCACCCCGCUCACACUCUCGGUUCUUGGGGUGUGGAGACAGGGGCCGGGGUAGAAAAACGUGGAAGAGAAAGAGAGGAUAAAUUCCUUCUUGGCUCCCCCCCUCCCCUCCUCGGGUUUCCUUUGGGCGCUACAGGAGUUGUGGACCACGCUGUGCGAAUGAGUGAUUGAUGCCAACUUCGCUUCUUCAGGGCAGAAUGGGUGUGUGUCCUCUGCUCCUGCUGCUCAGUCUAGCCCUCGGGGCCUCAGCCCAGGAUCAUGUCCCCAUCACAAGUCCUCCAAAUAUCACUGCCAAAGCCACAGACCCCCCUGUUGCACCCUCCCUCAACUUUACAGUUGCACGCAUAGAAGCCCCUACAGGCCCACCCACAACGCUCGCCCCCACAGUCAUCCCAGUGACGACAGUAACAACAGCAACAACAACAACCACAACCCUAGCUGGUGAGAAGGACGUACAAGUGCCGGGUUCCAAUGGCACGAUGCGGGUGUUACCAGUCCCUCCUCCCGCACCUCCAUCUGAUGCCCCUCAGGCACCACCGACCACUGAGCCUCCCCCUCCUCCCAUCCCAGCAGGGGGAGACAACGGGACGACAGCUUUCCCUCCAGACACCCCUACUCCGGACACUUAUAUUGAUGAGGAUACAAUCACGAUGCAGACUGAGACCAUCACAGAACCUGGGAUGGAUACCACUUCAGACACCAGCCCACAAGACAACACCCAGUCUGAUGACAUGCCAAUCAUAGCAGUCAUGGUGGCCCUGUCCUCUCUGCUGGUCAUCAUCUUCAUCAUCAUCAUCCUCUACAUGCUCAGGUUUAAGAAGUACAAGCAGGCGGGCAGCCAUUCAAACUCAUUCAGACUGACCAAUGGUAGAUCGGAUGAUACAGAACUCCAGAGUGUCCCACUAUUGGCCCGUUCACCCAGCACAAACAGGAAGUACCCGCCGCUUCCCGUCGACAAGCUUGAGGAAGAAAUGAACCGUCGCAUGGCUGAUGACAACAAGCUCUUCAGGGAGGAGUUCAAUGCAUUGCCAGUCUGCCCCAUCCAGGCAUCCUGUGAUGCUGCUUCCAAGGAAGAGAAUAAAGAAAAGAACAGAUAUGUCAACAUCCUGCCAUAUGAUCACUCCAGGGUGCAUCUCUCAUCUCUGGAGGGAGUCCCCGAUUCUGACUUUAUCAACGCCUCCUUUAUAAAUGGUUACCAAGAGAAGAAUAAGUUUAUUGCAGCUCAAGGGCCGAAGGAGGAAACGGUAAAUGACUACUGGCGGAUGAUCUGGGAGCAGAACACAGCCACCAUUGUCAUGGUGACCAAUCUGAAGGAGAGAAAAGAGUGCAAGUGUGCCCAGUACUGGCCGGACCAGGGCUGUUGGACAUACGGGAACAUUCGCGUGUCUGUAGAAGACACAAUGGUUCUGGUGGAUUACACCAUCCGCAAGUUCUGCAUACAACAGGUGGGAGAUGUGUCUGGGAAGAAGCCUCAGAGGCUCGUCACCCAGUUCCACUUCACUAGCUGGCCAGACUUCGGGGUGCCCUUCACCCCUAUUGGCAUGCUGAAGUUCCUCAAGAAAGUCAAGAAUUGCAACCCCCAGUAUGCCGGGCCCAUUGUGGUCCAUUGUAGCGCGGGCGUGGGGAGGACAGGUACCUUCAUUGUGAUCGAUGCCAUGUUGGACAUGAUGAUUGCUGAGAGGAAGGUGGACGUGUUUGGCUUUGUCACCAGGAUCAGAGCUCAACGUUGCCAGAUGGUCCAGACUGACAUGCAGUACGUGUUCAUUUUCCAGGCGUUGUUAGAGCACUACUUGUAUGGAGACACAGAGCUGGAAGUGACCUCUCUGGAGUCCCACCUGGCCAAACUCUACGCCCCCUCACCUGGAGCUGGCUGCAGUGGUCUGGAGGCUGAAUUCAAGAAACUGACAUCCAUCAAGAUUCAGAAUGACAAGAUGAGAACAGGCAACCUGCCCGCCAACAUGAAGAAGAACAGAGUCCUACAGAUCAUUCCAUACGAGUUCAACAGAGUGAUCAUUCCAGUCAAACGAGGAGAGGAGAACACAGACUACGUCAAUGCCUCUUUCAUUGAUGGCUACCGUCAGAAGGACUCCUACAUGGCGAGCCAGGGCCCCCUGCAGCACACCAUAGAGGACUUCUGGAGGAUGAUCUGGGAGUGGAGAAGCUGCUCCAUAGUCAUGCUCACUGAGCUGGAGGAGAGAGGGCAGGAAAAGUGUGCUCAGUAUUGGCCAAGUGAUGGAGCAGUGGUCUAUGGGGACAUCUCCAUUGAGAUUAAAAGGGAGGAGGAGAGCGAGAGCUACACAGUGCGUGACCUCCUGGUCACCAACAACCGGGAGAACAAGGCUCGAGCAGUGCGUCAGUUCCAUUUCCACGGCUGGCCGGAGGUGGGCAUUCCCACUGAUGGUAAAGGCAUGAUCAACUUAAUUGCUGCAGUGCAGAAACAACAGCAGCAGUCUGGCAACCACCCCAUCACGGUGCACUGCAGUGCUGGUGCUGGCCGAACAGGGACUUUCUGUGCUUUGAGUACAGUCCUGGAGAGAGUGAAGGCAGAAGGCAUCCUGGAUGUCUUCCAGACAGUCAAGAGCCUCAGACUGCAGAGACCCCACAUGGUGCAGACACUGGAGCAGUAUGAGUUCUGCUACAAAGUGGUCCAGGAGUAUAUUGAUGCCUUUUCUGACUACGCCAACUUCAAGUAGGGACCUGCCGUGGAUGGAUGGAUGUCCAUAUACAAGCAUAUGCACACACCAGAACACACACACUUACAUUAACAUGCAGAAAGCUGCAUAAUCCCAUCUGAUGGAUUUAAAAAAAAAAAAAAAUCAUCACAACUUGACCUGUGGAUGGGAUGAACUGCCCAGAGGAAAAGGGAACAGAGGCCUCGGCCCAGAGGACAGGGCAGCGCAGUCGGACAGAGAAAAUAACUGAGAUGCCUUCUUGAAUAUUUUGUAAUAUUGGUCUUGUUAAUACAUCCCUUCACCCCCAUUUGCUCCCCCUCCCCAUAUGUAUAUAUACUUACUGUGUUGCAUCUUAUUACUUUGGUUUCAGACACAGUUUUGAGUUUGGCUGCAUUUUCGGGUGGCACCUGUAAUGUAUUUUAUUGGGUAUAUAUAUAUAUGAAUAUAAAUCUAAUGCUUUGGAGGCUAAUGUAAAAACAUCCAGAGUCAAGAUAAUGUUUGGGUUUCAUUUUUCCUUUUUUCCUUUUUAGGGACAGAGACUUAAAACAUUUUUGGCUUUGCUAGAGCCGCGCUGUAGCAACAUGUGUGGUAGCAGAACCCUGAACACUUGCAGACAAAACUCCCAGACAUUUAUACAGUACACAUACACACAAGAGGAGCCAUUUUUUUUCACUCAGAUUUAGUUUUAUUUAUCAAGCCAAUUACAAUUUCUCCCCUUAGUUUCAGGGGUUCGAAGGUCACUCACGUUUAAGAAUCUCUGUGACGUAGCUCAUAGACUCAGGUUGACAUACACACACAAACACUAAAUACCAGGAGCCAUUCAUUUUCUUUGAGCAUCUGUGUGUGUGUUUGUUUGAACGGGAGCAUAAGCUAGCAGAGAAGACACAGUGUGUUUUCACAUCACUGUCAGCUAUCAGCCGAGUGCCAAAAGUCCUUCACUCACUUCUUUAUGAAGCUCUGGAGACUGAGACACUCUUCCAACAGUGUUUAGACAUUUCGUCUAAGCUUCUGUAGCCAACAGAUUUCUGGACCAGGAGAUUGGGGGAAAUAGAAAAUAAAUAUAGAUAUUUUUUUUUUUACCCUUUACAGAAAUUUAAGGAAUAGGAGCAAUGGUCAAGCUUUAAUGUAAAAUCUCUUUAUUUUAUUUUAAGGUCUGUUACAGUAUCGGCAGCAAUGUUGGUCAUGUUGACAAACCAAAACACAAUCAAAGUAACUCCAUUAUUGCAUCAUAGAAAUCAACAAAUGCUAUAUACACAGCAUAUUCCUUUUCUUGUUUACAGACACACGUCAGUAUUUCUUGUAGAUUGUAUUGAGCAUUUCUUUACUGUAUGGGUUUCCUUUGAGUCUGCCUGAAUUAACAGUCACUUCUUCCUCCUUUUUUUUUAUAUCUGCCUCGCAUCACUCCACUGUACUGUCACUCUUUUAAAGAAUCAUCCAACUUUAUUUCCCACCAUGAACACUAAUGCUGAAGAAUGUUCAUUUUUAUUCGAAUGCUGUUUCUAACAUAUUCCUCAAAAAUGGAUUCAUUGUUACUUUACUUACUUUACUAGUGGAGGUGUGCCAUGCGAUGUUUGCUAUGAUUUUUAUUUUUUAUUUUUUUAGUCCUGUGAGGACAUUCAAACUUGAACUACAGUGCUUGUUUUUUAGAUGAGGUCACAAUUGAGGCCCUGCCCUUUAUGGCUGUAAUGAAAAUUUAAUCAUGUCAGUUAACCACAGAGCUUUCAGGUCAGCCCUUAUUUCAACUCAGUCAGCUCAGGAAAUGACUGAUGCCAGGGUUGUUUAAAUUUUCAAAUUGAACAAAUUCAGCUUGAGUCCAUCUCCACUCGCCUCACGCUUAAGUGGUUUUAACAUAUAACGCCCAAAUUGUAACAUAUUUUAAUGCCAUGAUAUUGGAAAUUAUAUUCCUUUUAGGACUUCUUCAAGAGAUUAUUUUUAAAAUGUAGAUUUUAUCUGAAAACAGCCCCAUACUUGUACAUUAUGUAAGUCACACUAACAAAUGCAUUAAACUAAAAGAAAAGGAGCACAAUCAGAUUUAAUUUAUUGAUAGUGGACAUCAUUAAAAGUACAUGCUGAAUUAUCAGGAAGGGUCAUUGUGUCAAUGUUGAUUGUUGAACACUCAUGCACUAUUUGCACCAAAAGCAAAGCCCUUAGAAAUACAGAACCAAAUAAGAGAUCAGGUCAGAAUGAUGAUAUGGCCUUUGAUAUUGGAGUAUGGGAACUAUAUUGGAACAUUUUAGAGGCUUUUUCAGGUCUUCUGUAAAAAGGCCCCUGCAGGGACUUAAAGUAGCAGAUAUUUGAAUUGACCAGUCACUGAAACUGUUGCCUGUUUGUGCAUCGUCAUCGUCAUUUCAGGUCUUCUUUCGUUCCAAAGCGUCACAAGUGCCCGCACUCUUAGUUAGGUGCCAUUAUUUUCUUGAUUUAUUAACUUUGUUGCUUAUUGGGUCUGUAGAGGGGAUGCUUUUCGUUUGGCUAUUCUGUCUGUGCUUCAAUUACAUGGGUUUAAUGUGUGUUUGGAUCCUGUGAUCACUUUGUCACACUGCAGUCUGACAGCAAAACACGACACUGUGCCAAUCCACAAGACGCACUAUUUUGCUAUUAUAGUGAACUUAAAAAGUGCCUCACUGGUAUGUUUUAAAAAAAACAAUUUAGAUAAUCUUAAUUUUCUCAACUUUACAUAAAACGUGGUGGUACCGUUGUCAUCCUAAAGGCUGUCCUUUUGCAAUUUUCCCAAUUUACUAUUAUAUUUUCCUCAACUAUCACGAGCAGACCGAUGACGUACUUCUUUGUAUGACGAAUCAGUAGGGCCAAAACCAAGACUGGGUCAGUCAUCCUUCCUUUCACAUUCCCUGUAGUAGCAUAGACAAACAUACCUUGAUUGUGGAGAUCAAACUAAUAUUGAGGUCACUUUUUAAUUAAUUCCAUCUUUGAUUUAAUGGCUUCAUUUCAUUCCAUAUCACUUUAAAUGAGGGAUCCAUGACAAGUAAUCAAUUGUGGGUACCCGAAUGUUCAACAAAAAAAAUCAUAAAUUUUUCCCACAACAAUUACAAUUGCAUCUUUUAUGCAUUAUCUCCUAGGGAAACCAGUUGUCCCUCUUUCACAUCCCAGUGGAGCAUUUUGAAUGCCCCGGAAAAGCAAAACAUCUCUCUGUUUCUAGAGCAUUGGACUUGAGGAAGACCAGAGUCCAACUUUGCUCUUCUUCUCUCCACCUUUUAUUUGUCCUUUUAUGUCUCCUAUCCAGCUCCACUCACUGCUGUCCUCUUAUUGCUUCCUUUUCCUCUUUCACUUUGUCCUUGGGACCAUUUUAUCCCAGUGGUCACUGCCCACUCCCCUUUGUACAUAAUGUAAGGUUAUUUAUAUUUCAUUCCUGUCUGCUGCCUUGCUAAUUUUAUUUUCUAAUCCCCCUCCUUUUUUUUUCCUUUUUAAAAGAUGUAUAUUGAACUGUAUCGGGACCAUUUUGAAAUGUAUUAGAGAUGUUUUGUUUUGGCCAUUUUUAAUUUGGUAUAAUUGUCUUAAGCAAAUGCUAUUCUUUAAUUUGCCUAUGUUUGUUUUUAGUGUUUUGUUAUUCAACAUUUGAAUAUAUGUAUAUAUAAUUAUAUAUAUAUGAUAAAAUUAUAUAUAAUUAUAUAAUGCCAAAUGGCCUUUCUAAGCAAGAUACUGUUCAAACCUAAUAAAGUGCUUGAGAUUUUA